AUGAGUUACGUCGCUAAAGGCAAAGAUGAAUACGUUGAAGAAGCACCAAAGGUCCACCGAAUCCGAAUCACCUUGACAUCUCGUAACGUCAAAGCUUUGGAAAAAGUUUGCUCGGAUUUGAUUGGCCGUGCAAAAGAAAAAAACUUAAAAGUUAAAGGUCCUGUACGUUUGCCUACUAAAGUUCUUAGAAUCACCACCCGAAAAACUCCUUGUGGUGAGGGAAGUAAAACUUGGGAUAGAUAUGAGAUGAGAAUUCAUAAGAGAUUGAUCGAUUUGAAUUCCCCCAGCGAAAUCGUUAAACAAAUUACUUCCAUCUCUAUUGAGCCCGGUGUUGAAGUAGAAGUCACGAUUGCUUCUUAA
Messenger RNA from Acaulospora morrowiae, 360 nucleotides. NCBI's taxonomy places the organism in Eukaryota, Fungi, Glomeromycota, Glomeromycetes, Diversisporales, Acaulosporaceae. The record is from the annotation of a GenBank genome assembly.